Molecule: messenger RNA, 4456 nt
Organism: Schistosoma haematobium
Lineage: Eukaryota; Metazoa; Platyhelminthes; Trematoda; Strigeidida; Schistosomatidae
Exons: 7
Coding region: 511-3675 (1054 amino acids)
Biological process (GO): amino acid activation for nonribosomal peptide biosynthetic process
Source: RefSeq, a predicted model, not a curated record
AAUUUAACUCAAUCAUCAAUUUGUACUUCUACAGCAAUAUGGCAUGUUCCAAAUCCUGUAAAUUUUAUAUGUCAAUAUAAUGAUAAUUCAUUUGAUAAUAAAAACAACUUGUUUACUGAUAUCUCAACCAAUAAUCAUAAUUGUUUUAAUAAAAAUUUACAAAAAUAUGAGGAAAAACAACAAAUUACCAAUGAUUAUGAACAACAGUUACAAUGGUCAAAUGAAGAGAUUCAUUCAAAUCAAGAAUCUAAUGAAAUUUAUACAAUGACAUUUUUAAAAUUAAAUAAUGCAGCAAAUCGUGUAGCAAUGAAUUUAGCUAAUUAUUUAGAACGUAAAUGGUCAAGUAUAACCAAUAAAAUCAAUAAAACUCAAUUAAAUCAACAUAGUUCAUCAAUAGAUCAACCAAUUGAGUUUAGAAAUCAAUCAGAUACAGUGAUUGCAUUAUUUAUGCCUCCAGGAAUAGAUCGUAUUGUAGUUCAAAUUGCAUGUAUGAAAUUACAUUUAGCAUAUAUGCCACUUGAUCGUAAUGUCCCAGCUGGACGUAUUUCACAAAUUUUAAAUAAAUUAAAACCUAUUUUAAUUUUAAUUGCUAAAGAUUAUUAUGAUUAUAUAUAUGACGAUAAAAUCAAUAAAAAUUAUCAUGAUAAUAUCACAUCAUCUAUUGAUAAUAAUAAUAAUAAUAAUAAAUCAAUAUUAUUGAAAAAAUUUUCAUUUAAUGAUUUUAUAAUUGGUAAUUUAAAUGAAUUAAAAAUUACAUUUCAAUCAUUUGAUGUAAAAAUAUAUGAAUAUAUUAAAUUAAUGAAAUUAUCAAAAUAUUAUUCUAGAUCAGAUAUUUAUACUGCAUCUAUUCCAAUUAGAGUUUGUUUAUUUCCAUUUGAAUCAGAUCCAGUUGUAUUGGUAUUAUUCACUUCAGGAAGUACAAACUCUUGUCCAAAACCCGUAAAACUUAGAACAACUCAAAUGUUUAAUCGCUUGGAGUGGCAGUGGGACUCAACUUCAGAUAUGGAUUUGCCGAACUUCGAAAGUGCUACAUGUAACUCAAAUGUAUCAGUUAGGCGCAUUGGUUUAGCGAAAACGGCUUGGGGUUUCGUUGAUGCAUUUACUGAGUUAUUCAGCUGUCUUUUAGCUGGGAUACCGGUAGUUGUUCCUGGUGGAUCAGCUUGUCCAAGUGAAAAGUCAGUAACUGAUGUCCAGCAACUGAUCAACCUUACCAAACACUUUAAAAUUAGUCAUAUUACUACAGUUCCUACCCAAAUGAACCUGUGGUUAAAACAAUUACGUUUGAAACCAAAAGAAAUAGUAACAAGUCACCUGUCCAGUUUGCGAACAGUGAUUGUUAGUGGUGAUAUAGUUCAUCCCAAAAUGGCUUGUGAAUUCUUUCAGUUAUUCAAAAACCCAGAAAUGCGACUAAUAAAUCUAUACGGUACAACUGAGGUAGCUGGCGACGUAACUGGCUUAGUAUUUCGUAGUGAAAUAGACGUGAUGAAGCACACAAAAGUUGUACCAUAUGGUUUAGAAAGGGAAAAUAAUGAAUCUGGAAAACCAGUAUUAUCCGUUGGUACUGCAAUUCAAGGAACAGCUAUUUUCAUAGUUCAGAAUAAUGAUGAUGAUCAUCUUCGUCACGAAAAAGACGACGAAAAUCAGCCAGACAAGUGGUCUAAUCCAUCAUUAUCGAUUAUUGGAUCAGUAGACCAAAAACCUAACUGGGAUAAAUUUCCGUUUAAACUUUUGCCUAAAGGACAUAUUGGUCAUGUAUGCAUACUUGGACAACAGGUUUCCGACAGUGCAAGUAGCUGUCAACGUAUUGAGGCUUUGCCAGAAGACUUGGAUUGUGUGGAUACAAACAAGCGCAAGUCAGAUGUAGAGUCAUGUGAAAAUAACAGUUCAAAAGAAAUUAGUGUGUUUAUGCCAGGAGAUUUAGGAUUUAUUGAUCCUCAAACCAAUCACUUAUACAUAUGUGGUCGAACUAAUGAAUUAAUCAAAAUCAAUGGAAUAAGAUUUCAUGCAAAUGAUAUAGAUAAUCUAUUUAUUGAAUUAAAGAAGAACUGGAAAGCUAAAAAUAUGAUAGGCUGUACUAGAGAAGAACUACUUGUAAAUAAAGUUUCAGAAACAGUUACAUUAACAAUACAAACUGUACAUGGACGUGAUUUAAAACUAGUAUGCUUUUAUGUACUUCAUAUGAAUGAGAAUCGAAACACAAUGAAUAUUGAGCCCAAAGAAAAUCAUGAUAAAUUAGAAGAUCUACCUAAACAAGAUGAUUUUAUUGCCGUAUUUAGUCAUUAUUUACCACCAUAUUUGUCACCUACCUUCAUAAAUAUUGACCAUAUUCCACUAAUGAGAACUAGUGGGAAAGUUGACAAAGAGUAUUUACGCCAGUAUUAUUACUCUAAACAUUAUUGUGAAAUUUCUGAAAUAACGAAAGUUCUACAACCUGGUUGGGUAAAUGAUCCAGUAAAACAUAUGACAGAAAAUAAUAAUAGUACAUCUGACCAGUCAUUUGGUAAAAGUUCAAGAGAUUUUAAGUUAAGUAGAGAUCGAGAACGUGCAAGAAAAGUUCUAGCUGAAGUACUUGGGAUUCGUGGACCAAAUGGUGAUGUUAUACCUGGUAAACCAAAAGAUGACGAAGAUUUUUAUUUACUUGGAGGUGAUUCUUUACUGACUGUCUUAGCCACAGAACAAUUAAGACAGCUUGGAUUUAAUGUAAAUCUUGAUGUAUUCACUAAGACAGGAAAGAUUGGGUCGAUUUUAACAAAUCUUCAAAAUACCGAAUCGGAUUUUCUAAAAACUCAGGAGCCAUUCACCUCGGAUCCAUGGACAGUGAACAAAAUUUCGAUGAAUAAAAUUUUGAAAAAAUCGCAUACAUGUAAUUUGAUUAAUCGAAUACCACUGGUGGAAGAUGAAUGUUGUUUAUCACCCACAAUCUGUCCUCAGGGUAGCUACGAGAUUUUUAUUGAACAGUGGAAUGAUGGAAAUUUUAGUGUAACUGAGAGACAUGAAAUUGUCGAUGUUUUAGUUAAUGCAUUUAUUGAAAAAGACCGGUUGUCUCAUGCACUAAAAUUGGAUCGGACAGAUUUAACAGAAGCGAUUGAAGUAUUCCUGAAUGCUCAUAAAUCUAAUCCAGGGAUCGUAUUGACAGCGAGAUAUUAUUACGAGAAUCCAUAUGAACACACGUUUGUAAAAAAUAAAUUAGUUGGUGUCAUAAUCAGUCUUCCAGCUAAGCAUGUUCCUCUGCUUCACCAAACACCAAAACUAGCAUUAAUUCAACAAUUUUUUGACGAGUGUAGUAAUGAAGACCAAUUUGAAGAUAUUUCGAUGGAUAAUUUACUUGCUACUCAAAUGGUUGCCAUUACAUCUCAAUCCCCAUACAGUAAAUCAAAAUAUUUACAGUACAUGUUAUCUAACUGGAAGAAAAUAUCACUGAAACUAUUGACCAGAUUAGAAAGAGAUUUGCUGAGAAUUGCUGCUAAACAGGGUUAUUUAGGUGUCAUAACCUUCAAUACAAAUGAAGUGACUGAAGAAGUAUGUUCUCAAUUAGGCUAUAAAGUCAUUCAAACAACUAUGUUAAAAUCUUUUAUGAAUAAAGAAAAUCUAUUAUUAUUACCCCAAUAUGAACGUAUACGAUGUUCAUAUAUGAUCAAAGAAUUAAUCCCUCCUCCUAAAAGAAACAUGAAUUAAUAAAUAAAUAAAUAAAAAAAAAUUAGAAAAUAAAAAUUCCUUUGGAUAACAAAUAAGAGAUACAGUAAAAACAAAACAAAAAUCAAACUGUUAUUAUCAAUCAUUAUUCAAAAUAUUUUCCAAAUAUUUCAACAUUUCAUUUCGUUAACGAAAAAUAAAAUUACAAAAGAAAAACAACAACAACAACAACAAAGAGAAAUUAACUCAUAAUAACUUAUGAUUAUCAAGUGUUCUCUUUACUUUUCUCUUUUAUUAUUGUUGUUUUUAUUACUUUUUACUUUUGUCAUUAUUAUUAUUAUCAUCGCUUAUUUAUACAGUCUAGUUGAAUCAUUUAAAGAAGAAGAAGAACAACAACAAAACUUACAUUUAAAAAAAAAUCAUUUUCUAUUGAUUUUGUCAGACAAAUAAACAAAUAUAUAUAUAAAUGACAUUUGAACAACUAUUUGUUUUAAUGACUUUCUUCAUUAAUUCAUAACAUGUUAUGGGGGGAAGUUAAUGUUAGUAUAUAUAUAUAUAUAUAUACCUGAAAUAUGAAUAAACAGAAAUACAUAAAAAGUGGAUCGGAAUAACAUAGAAUAUGUUUUUCUUUCCCUCUUGAAUGACAUUACGAUACUACACUGUAAAGUUCAUUUAAAACAAACAAAUAAACAAACAAUAUCUAAGUUUAUUUGUUAAAAUGAUCAUUGAAAUAAGUUAAAUCUUUAUAUUAUUUUAAUUUAUUUAGUUAUAAGAAAUUCUAUGCAUUAAAAAUUUCAAUAUCAUAUGGGAUAUUAAGUGACAG